Molecule: messenger RNA, 1161 nt
Organism: Didymella exigua CBS 183.55
Lineage: Eukaryota; Fungi; Ascomycota; Dothideomycetes; Pleosporales; Didymellaceae
Exons: 3
Coding region: 1-1161 (386 amino acids)
Cellular component (GO): cytoplasm
Molecular function (GO): GTPase activity
Source: RefSeq, a predicted model, not a curated record
AUGCCGUUCGCUCAGCUGGUCAUAGGGCCGCCGGGCUCGGGGAAGUCGACCUAUUGUGAUGGCAUGCAGCAGUUCAUGGGCGCUAUCGAGCGCAAGUGCUCUGUCGUCAACCUCGACCCCGCCAACGAUCACUGCUCGUAUGAGCCCGAUGUAGAUGUUCGAGAUCUGGUCACGAUAGACGAAAUCAUGGAGCAGGAGUCACUCGGGCCGAACGGAGGCAUUCUCUACGCUUUGGAGGAGCUGGAGCACAACUUCGACUGGCUGGAGGAAGGAUUGAAAGAGCUCGGAGAUGACUACAUUCUCUUUGACUGCCCUGGGCAAGUCGAGCUGUUCACCUCGCACUCGUCGCUGCGUAACAUCUUCUUCCGCCUCCAAAAGCUUGGGUAUCGACUUGUUGUUGUACACCUGACAGACUCGAUCAUCCUUUCUCGGCCAUCGCUAUAUGUCUCGUCAUUGCUCCUCGCCCUGCGCAGCAUGCUGCAGAUGGAUCUACCACACUUAAAUGUCCUCACCAAGAUCGACAACCUGCAAAACUACCCGAACCUGCCGUUUAACCUCGACUUCUACACAGAGGUCCAGGAUCUACAUUACCUCUUACCGCAUCUGAAUCGCGAACAGACCUCGGGCAUACCAGGACCGACGCUAGUGGGAGCAAACGGCGAUGUAGACAUGGACGACGAGGAGCCAACGUCCAAGUUCUCUGCGUUGAACAAGGCAAUCGUCGAGCUCGUGGAGGACUUUGCGUUAGUAGGCUUCGAGACACUGGCGGUCGAGGACAAGAAGAGCAUGAUGACACUGCUGCGAGCCAUAGAUCGUGCCGGUGGCUACGCACUCGGCAGCAUCGAAGGCGCAAACGAGACAGUGUGGUCCAUGGCCAUGCAGCAAGAUGCCGUGACCAUGGACGCGCGUGAUGUCCAGGAAAGAUGGCUGGACAGAAGGGACGAGCUGGACGAGGAAGAGAGGAGGACUUGGGAGAACGAGACAAAAGAGAUGCGCGAUCGACCCGAGUCCGAACUGCCGUCGAUGCCAGCCGCGGGACCAGAACCUAAGGCCAAGGAGCCAGACGGAGACGAGGACGACGAUAUGGAAGACCUGGAGGAAAUGAGGCAGUUUAUGGAGAAGCAGAAGAAAGACGGUGGCAUCAAUAUCGUCAAGAAGUGA